This is a messenger RNA of Cicer arietinum (chickpea), 1289 nucleotides long. Its product is annotated as AP-3 complex subunit sigma. The record is from RefSeq and is a predicted model, not a curated record. Lineage: Eukaryota; Viridiplantae; Streptophyta; Magnoliopsida; Fabales; Fabaceae. Gene Ontology annotation, cellular component: AP-3 adaptor complex; membrane coat. Gene Ontology annotation, biological process: Golgi to vacuole transport; intracellular protein transport.
GUCUAUAACGCCUGCGUGAACUUACCAAUACUAUUUUCCAAUUCGAUGAAACGGUGCGUUUCGUAAUUUCAAUUAUCGAUUCCAUCUUCACGUGCCUCUGAAAACAGAGCCUAUUGGCCAUCGAUUCAAUCGGAGACUCCACGCCGGCGCCGUUAACGGCAGCUGAACUGGUACUUCCCGUUGCUACUCCUUUGAAGUUCAUAUUUUCUCCCAUCUCUCUUUAUCAAUCCCUUAAUCCUUCUCGACACACUGCUCUUUCUAUGAUCGUUCCUAUUCAUCUCACGAAUCGCUUCAUUUUCAUAAUUCACGUCUUUUUCCCAAUCAGUAAUGCAGAAAGUAACAAAAUGAUAAGAGCUGUGUUGGUGAUGAACACGCAAGGGAAACCUCGUCUCGCUAAAUUCUAUGAAUUUCGGCCCGUGGAAAAACAGCAGGAAAUUAUUCGCAAUGUGUUUGCAGUCUUAUGCAGUAGACCUGAACAUGUUAGCAAUUUUGUGGAUGCUGAGUCCUUCUUUGGUCCGGAUGCUCGCCUAGUCUACAAGCAUUUUGCAACUCUAUACUUUGUGUUCAUAUUUGAUGGUUCUGAAAACGAGCUCGCUAUGCUUGAUUUGAUACAAGUCUUUGUUGAAACAUUGGACAAAUGCUUCAGAAAUGUAUGUGAGCUUGAUGUUGUGUUCAACUAUAGCAAGAUGCAUACUAUACUAGAUGAGAUUAUUUUUGGAGGCCAGGUGUUAGAGACAAGUUCAACUGAGGUUAUCAAGGCUGUUGAAGAAAUAUCAAAGCUUGAAGCAGCAUCCAGUUCAAUCAAUCUUGUUUCCAAAUCUGUUUCUAGUUGGAGGUCGCGGUAGUAUAAUUUCAUUCACUUAAGCUUAAGGAAGGAACUGCAUUCACCCAUGCAAAGGGUUUCGAAGACGAAGUAUCUCUGAUCAGGGAAGUCAGGGUGGGUGUAAUUUGUUCUUCUAAUUGAAGCAAAAAGUGACACCCUUGAUCAGUUGAGUUGACCAAGGUUGCUACUGAUGUUUUAAUGACGAUUUAGUUAAAAAGCCAUUGGCAAAUUUUUAUUUUCCAUCCUUUAUUGGUACAAGGAACCGUGUACAACUUUACUGGUCACUCAAUGUUCCCAACAGAACCCAAUUUUGGUUUAUCUAUUUGGCUGCAUUGACUUGAAAUGUUGGCCCUGUAUAAAUAUGUUCCCAUAUAUAUUAUUGUAAUUUAUGAAGAAUAUUGGAUUUACUGUAUCAAACAGCAACUACUGGAAUCAAUGCAUGGGACGAUUGCCUGCUUGUCUUAAA